UGGCUUUGGCUCGGUGAUACCGAAAAGUCACAGGCAAAAUUGCAGGGGAGGGAGGUAGUAGCAGAGAAGGGGGGUGUCGUUUGAGGUUGCAAUUCUCUGCACGCUUACUUAGCUCACGAGUUCCGUGGAAAGGAGUUACUUCUGCCGACCAGGCAUAGAUAUCCUUACGGAGGACUGCCAGCCGAUCCUUGUCACCCAAGGGGUAAAGCCCCAGUAAAUAUAGCAUUAUUGAGCGAGCAAGCGUUGACAGAGAAGACAACGUGAAUUUUAAUCUGAAAAAUGCAGGCUUUAAUGCCCGAACCUCAAAUUUAUGUUGAAAGAACCUUGGCAAUCAUCAAGCCAGAUAUUAUCAACAAAGAAGUAGAAAUAGAAGAUAUAAUUCUCAGAUCAGGAUUUACUAUUGUUCAGAAAAGAAAGCUUCAGCUAAGUCCAGAGCAAUGUAGCAACUUCUAUGUAGAACAGUACGGGAAAAUGUUCUUUCCAAAUCUGACAGCUUACAUGAGUUCUGGACCUUUAGUUGUAAUGGUUCUUGCUCGGCAAAAGGCAAUCUCAUACUGGAAGGAACUUCUUGGACCCACAAGUAGUAUAGUAGCUAAGGAAACACAUCCUGACAGUUUAAGAGCAAUCUAUGGAACAGAUGAUCUGAGAAAUGGACUUCAUGGUAGUGCCAACUUUUCCUCAUCUGAAAGAGAAAUCCGGUUCAUGUUUCCUGAAGUAUUGAUUGAACCAAUUCCAGCUGGACAAGCUGCUAAAGAUUACCUUAACUUAUAUGUCAUACCUACUCUACUGAAAGGACUUACAGCGCUGUCUAAGAGGAAACCAGCAGAUCCUUUUAUAUGGCUGGCUGAUUGGCUAAUUGAAAAUAAUCCAAAUACACCUAAGUUGCGGCAGAAUGUGAUUGUGGAGGAACCUUAAGAGAAGAGGCUGCUAGUUAAAUCUUGACCAAUUUCCUGCAAGUAUCACAAGUUGUAAUUCUGAAAUCAUUUUUCUAUUGAGAAAUACUACUAACUGGAAUUUGCAGAUGGAAGAGUCAAUAUACAUAUUUGGAUCUUAAAUUAAUAAAGAAUAUUUGUUGCAAUUAAGGCAUAAAAAUAACAAGUGAAUUUAUUUGUCUAGUUCAGGGUUUUUUUUUCCAACUGCUGAGCUCUGGCAUAUUUGCAAAACGGCCAUAGGUGUGCCCUAUAAGUGAGCCAGAGUAAAGGACAAGAAGUGUGCAGCUAGAAUCUCAUCUUCCUGAGUUCACUGGGGAUGGGCUAUCUCCAUUUUUUUUUAAUUUCUCCAUCUGAUUCCCAACAACCUGUGAUGUCACAAGACUUCCAGUUUCUCCACCUAGAAGUCCUUUCUAUGAGAUAUGUGCUAUAAAAUGAAAAAGGCUGAGAGCCACCCAUCUAGUUUAUAUCUUACAGUUAUCCAAGUGAUAAAAAAACUAACAGGAGGGUCUCCAUUUUACCCUGACAGCCUUGUGUCAGAAGUUGGUCUCAGAGUGACUAGCUAAAAACUACUUACCUUAUAGAUGGAGUUGUAACAGAUCUCCGUAGUUCUUGUCCAGCAUGUUAAUUGCUACAACAAACUGCCCUUAGUUGAUAUAAGGUUUUAUAUAGUUGGUAUAAGGUUUGCACAAUUCUUUAUUUGUAUUGAAAGCAGUUUACUUAUAAAACCAUAAAUAUAUACUUUCAUUGAUGCAUGCGGGCAUUGAUAGUAAAGUAAACAUGUUUGGACAGAUACUUAUUCAACAUUUUAAAUCUGCAUUAUUUUCUAAGAACAGCUUUUCAUUUAAGGCAUUUAUACAAAGUAAUAAAUACCAAAUAUUAAGUGCAAAUAAUUCACUAUUCAGGUAGAUUUUCCAUCUUAGUUUAGGAUGACAACUUUGUUAAUUCUUAACCUUGGUAAGACUACUAUACCUCCCAGUGAUUCAACAAAAGAACAUCUAAUUGGUAUUCCUAUAUUAUUUUGGUAUGCUGGGAAAUAUUCUGAUUAAAAAAAUAGAAGACAGAAUUUAAUGAAUAAGAUACUCGGUCUGGAGACUAUGCCUGUUGCUUGGACUAUAUUCAUUCAACCUCUGCCUUCUGAGCUCUGAAUAUGGUGCUUCCAUGAGAUACUUAUACUUGUGUGAAUGAAUCAAACUCAUGACAUUUAAGUUCCUAUAAAAAGUUGCUCCUUUAAUGUUACAUAUCUCCUGAGUUCUAAUGUUAUUGUAAUUAAUCUCGUAAUUUAAGAGAUUAGAAUCAUUAAGUGGCCAUUGUAUUGCUUAUAAAAUGAAUGUAAGUUACUGACAUAAAAGGACCAGAUGAAAACCUCA
This is a messenger RNA of Thamnophis sirtalis, 2299 nucleotides long. It is a transcript of the gene NME5, whose product is annotated as NME/NM23 family member 5. Gene Ontology annotation, cellular component: cilium. Lineage: Eukaryota; Metazoa; Chordata; Lepidosauria; Squamata; Natricidae. Gene Ontology annotation, biological process: CTP biosynthetic process; spermatid differentiation; cilium movement. The record is from RefSeq and is a predicted model, not a curated record. Gene Ontology annotation, molecular function: nucleoside diphosphate kinase activity.